AUGAACACUCCAAGAAGACAGUCCUGCCAUUUAAUCAUUUCUAAUCUGUGGAUAAUCCAGCUCCUUUUGCAUGCAUCUGUGUGUUCAGGGUUCUCCAGUGUGCUACCAUUUUCACGGUUACAGCAGCUGCCAUCGAGUCGCCCAGUCCACACAACGCAUUCAUCAUUACCGCCAUGGCACAUUGAUGCCGCCCUGGAUGCUCUACGAUCUCAAAGCCAACUUCCCAUUUUUGAUGUUUUGAGACAAGCGCGGGAAAGCCUGAAAGAUCCACAGAAUCUGUUGCUGCAAGCACCUCCAGGAGCCGGCAAAACUACCGUUUUGCCACUGGACCUGUUGGCGGCAGCCUCCCAAUGGGAUACGACGGAAGACGAACUGCCACAAAUUAUCGUGGUGGAACCAAGACGAGUUGCCACACGAUCUGCUGCCCAGCGAAUGGCUUCUAUUCUCCAACAAUCCACAGGGCAAACGGUGGGAUACGCCUUUCGCGGAGAAGCCAAGCUUUCCAAAGGUACACAAGUGAUUGUGAUCACGGACGGGGUACUGUUGAAUCGAAUGCGUCAAGACCCAUCACUGGCGGGUAUUCGGUCUAUCAUCUUUGACGAGUUUCAUGAACGAGGAGUUGGGUCUGAUACUGCCUUGGCUCUUGCAGUGGAAAUCCAGCGAUCUCUUCGCCCAGAUCUUCGGUUGGUUGUCAUGUCAGCAACGUUGUUUGAUGACGAUAAUAGCGAUGCAAAAGACAAACUGGUCAGAGCCUUGGGUGGACGCGAAAACUGCAAAGUUCUCAUCAGUAAGGGAAGGCAGUACCCUAUCAAAGUGGAAUGGGCCCGAAAAGGAUACGCACCAUUGGCGCUGCUCAUGAAAAGCCGCAAUGAUUUGGUGUCCACAAUGUGUCAAGCUAUUGAAGAGGCACUUCAUCUCGCUCCCAACAAGGGAGAUAUCCUUGUAUUUCUACCAGGGGCUCGCGAAAUUGAGCGGGUUGUAGAAGAUCUCACAUCACGCCGCGUCGACGCGGAGGUGCUCCCACUUUACGGGAGUUUGCCCAAAGACAAGCAGGACUACGCGCUAUAUGCCUCCUUUGCUUCGAAAAGGCGCGUGAUUGUGUCUAGCCCCAUUGCAGAAGCAUCCUUAACGCUGGAGCGAGUCACUUGCGUCGUAGAUUCUGGGCUAAGACGGGAACCACGGUGUGAUACCGACACGGGGAUGCCACGCUUGGUGACAACCCGCUGUUCCAAAGCAUCCGCACGGCAACGAGCAGGUCGAGCAGGACGGACUCAAGAAGGGCUUUGUCUUCGAAUAUACGCUGAAUCCGAGUUUGAAAAUCAAUUCGCAGAUCACUCGCCACCCGAGAUUAUGAGUACGGACCUGGUGCCAACACUACUGUUCCUUUCGGAUUGGGGUUGCCUGAGUCCGGCCGAAAUCUACGAUGAGGUGGUGUUUGUGGAUGCACCCGAAGGCCCCGCAUUGAAGAGAGCGUAUGAUACGCUGAUUGCCUUGAAGGCACUGGAGGAAACGGAUGAUGAUCGAUACAGCUUUACAGAGCUAGGGCGAUCACUUGUUCAACUGCCUACCCACCCGCGCCUAGCGACUGCCAUUACACUCGCAGCGGAUGCUCGUGAGAAAUUAGCUGCUGCCGUGAUAUCUUCCGCGUUUUUGGAUGAAGACAGCAGCGGAUUUCGCACAAGGGAACCAAACCUGGCGCCACGCAUUCGAGCAGUUUUGGAAAGUUCACGGCAGUCAUUCCAGGUGAAGAGCAUUCUACAAUAUGCAAGUCGAAUCAGCAAGGAGGCAGUAGAGUCGAUUCAAUACUAUUUAGACGAUCCAACAAAUAUUCCGGAGGUUCUGGACCGAAGCAACGAGUCAUUGCCACGAGAAGAAAUGUCGAUGGGCAAGAUGAAGGGCCGCAAGACGUCGUGUGGUAAAAUCAGUGAGCGAUUCGAGAACUUGACCAGUGGAGCGAUGCCCUGCAAUCUCUAG
Seminavis robusta is the source of this 1974-nucleotide messenger RNA. NCBI's taxonomy places the organism in Eukaryota, Bacillariophyta, Bacillariophyceae, Naviculales, Naviculaceae. The record is from the annotation of a GenBank genome assembly.